Molecule: messenger RNA, 4202 nt
Organism: Eubalaena glacialis (North Atlantic right whale)
Lineage: Eukaryota; Metazoa; Chordata; Mammalia; Artiodactyla; Balaenidae
Gene: BMP2K
Product: BMP2 inducible kinase
Exons: 16
Coding region: 148-3519 (1123 amino acids)
Biological process (GO): protein phosphorylation
Molecular function (GO): ATP binding; protein kinase activity
Source: RefSeq, a predicted model, not a curated record
GGCUCGGCGGGCCGUAGCGCGCUCGGACGCUCGGACGAGCGAGGGGCGGCGACCCCUCGCGGACGCCCGGCCGCGUGCCGGACCGGGCACUCACCCUCUCGCUCCCCCUUGCGCGCGCCCCGCGCCCUCCAGCGCGCCGGCGGGACCAUGAAGAAGUUCUCUCGAAUGCCCAAGUCGGAGGGCGGCGGCGGCGGCGGUGGAGCGGCGGGUGGCGGGGCCGGCGGGGCCGGGGCCGGCUCUGGUAGCUCGUCCGUGGGGGUCCGGGUGUUCGCGGUUGGCCGCUACCAGGUCACCCUGGAGGAGUCACUGGCCGAAGGUGGAUUCUCCACAGUUUUCCUGGUGCGGACUCAUGGUGGACUCCGCUAUGCAUUGAAGCGAAUGUAUGUCAAUAACGCGACAGACCUCAACAUUUGUAAAAGGGAAAUUACAAUUAUGAAAGAGCUGUCUGGUCACAAAAAUAUCGUGGGUUAUUUGGACUGUACUGUUAAUUCAAUUAGUGAUAAUGUAUGGGAAGUGCUUAUCUUAAUGGAAUAUUGUCGAGCUGGGCAGGUAGUGAAUCAGAUGAAUAAGAAGCUGCAGACAGGUUUUACAGAACCAGAAGUGUUACAGAUAUUCUGUGAUACCUGUGAAGCUGUUGCAAGGUUGCAUCAGUGUAAGACUCCAAUAAUUCACCGGGAUCUGAAGGUGGAAAAUAUUUUGUUGAAUGAUGGUGGAAACUAUGUACUUUGUGACUUCGGCAGUGCCACAAAUAAAUUUCUUAAUCCUCAGAAAGAUGGAGUUAAUAUAGUAGAAGAAGAAAUUAAAAAGUAUACAACUCUGUCAUACAGAGCCCCUGAAAUGAUCAACCUUUAUGGAGGGAAACCUAUCACCACCAAGGCUGAUAUCUGGGCCCUGGGAUGUUUGCUGUAUAAACUUUGUUUCUUCACUCUUCCUUUUGGUGAGAGUCAGGUUGCUAUCUGUGAUGGCAGCUUCACCAUCCCAGACAAUUCCCGUUACUCCCAUAACAUACAUUGUUUAAUAAGGUUCAUGCUUGAACCGGAUCCAGAAUGUAGACCUGAUAUAUUUCAAGUGUCAUAUUUUGCAUUUAAAUUUGCCAAAAAGGAUUGUCCAGUCUCCAACAUCAAUAAUUCUCCUAUUCCUUCAGCUCUUCCUGAACCGAUGACUGCUAGUGAAGCAGCUUCUAGGAAAAGCCAAAUAAAAGCCAGAAUAACAGAUACCAUUGGACCAACAGAAACCUCAAUUGCACCAAGACAGAGACCAAAGGCGAAUUCUACUACUGCCACUCCUAGUGUGCUGACCAUUCAAAGUUCAGCAAUACCUGUUAAAGUCCCAGUUCCUGGUGAAUUCAGUAACCACAGACCAAAAGGAGCGCUGAGACCUGGAAAUGGCCCUGAGAUUUUACUGGGUCAGGGGCCCACUCAGCAGCCUCCACAGCAGCAUCGAGUACUUCAGCAGCUACAGCAGGGAGACUGGAGAUUGCAGCAGCUUCAUCUGCAGCAUCGUCAUCCUCAGCAGCAGCAGCUACUUCAGGAUGCUUAUAUGCAGCAGUAUCAACAUGCAGUGCAACAGCAGCAGAUACUUCAACAACAGUUUUUAAUGCAUUCAGUAUAUCAGCCGCAACCUUCCGCAUCACAGUAUCCUACAAUGAUGCAGCAGUAUCAGCAGGCUUUCUUGCAGCAGCAAAUGCUAGCUCAACAUCAGCAGUCUCAACAACAGGCAUCACCAGAAUAUCUCACUUCCCCUCAAGAGUUCUCACCGGCCUUAGUGUCCUACACUUCAUCACUUCCAGCUCAGGUUGGAACCAUAAUGGACUCCUCUUAUAGUGCCAAUAGGUCAGUUGCUGAUAAAGAGGCAGUUGCAAAUAUUACAAAUCAGAAGAACAUCAGUAACCCACCUGAUAUGUCAGGGUGGAAUCCUUUUGGAGAGGAUAAUUUCUCCAAGUUAACAGAAGAGGAACUGUUGGACAGAGAAUUUGACCUUCUAAGAUCAAACAGGCUCGAGGAGAGAGCAUCCUCAGAUAAGAACGUAGAGCCACUUUCUGCUCCACAGAACCAUCCUCCAGAAGAUCCUUUUGGUUCUGUUCCUUUCAUUUCUCACUCAGGUUCUCCUGAAAAGAAAGUUGAACAUUCAUCCAUGAAUCAAGAAAAGAGCACUGCAAACCCUAUCAAGAAUACAAAAGCAAGCCCAGUAUCUAAAGACCACCGGACUGGAAAGAAACCCUCAGAGAAUCCAUCGGUACCCGGUCCAGUGCAGAAGGGGAACGAUGAAUCCGAGAGUGAUUUUGAGUCGGACCCCCCUUCUCCUAAGAGCAGCGAAGAGGAAGAGCAAGAGGAUGAAGAAGUUCUUCAGGGAGAACAGGGAGAUUUUAACGAUGACGACACGGAACCGGAAAACCUGGGUCACAGGCCUCUGCUUAUGGAUUCUGAAGAUGAGGAAGAAGAAGAGAAACACAGCUCCGAUUCGGAUUACGAGCAGGCCAAAGCCAAGUACAGCAGCGCAAGCCCGGUCUACAGAGACCCAGCUGGCAGUGCAGCGAUCCAGGACCCUAGUGCAGCACUGCUCACGCCCACGCAGUUACCCUCGGACGUCGGAGCGGGGACUCCCAGACCGGAGUUCGAUGUCUUCGGCGCUGUCCCCUUCUUUGCUGCGCGUGCUCAACAGCCCCGCCAAGGGGAGCCGGAGCAGGACCCCUGUCCCCAGAGCCGGCUUCCCGCCGCGGGGCUGGAGCCGGAGGAGUUCGAUGUCUUCACAAAGGCGCCCUUCAGCAAGAAGGUGCCCGUGCCCGACGCGCCCGCUCUCCCCGCUUGUCCGCAGAGUGUGGAUAUAUUUGGCUCCACUCCGUUCCAGCCCUUGCCCGCAUCAGCAAGUAAAAGCGACAGCAACGAGGACCUUUUUGGGCUGGUGCCCUUUGAGGAGAUAACCGGCAGUCAGCAGCAAAAAGUCAAGCAGCGCAGCUUGCAGAAACUGUCCUCCCGCCAGAGGCGCACGAAGCAGGAGGCGGCCAAGAGUAACGGGAAGCGGCACCACGGCACGCCCACCGGCGCCAAAAAGCCGGCCAAGCCCGCCUACCGCACCCCAGAGAGGGCCCGCAGGCACAAGAGGGUGGGCCGCCGGGACUCCCAGAGCAGCAAUGAAUUUCUGACCAUCUCGGACUCCAAGGAGAACAUCAGCGUUGCCCUGACCGACGGGAAGGACAGAGGGCAUGUCCUGCAAGCCGAUGAGGGUCUGUUGGACCCCUUUGGGGCCAAGCCGUUCCACCCUCCGGACCUGCCGUGGCACCCCCCGCAUCAGGGCCUGAGCGACAUCCGUGCCGACCACAACCCCGUCCUGCCCGGGCGGCCCAGGCCGAAUUCACUCCACGGGUCGUUCCCCGGGGCAGAUGCGUUGAAAAUGGAUGAUUUUGGUGCCGUGCCCUUUACAGAACUCGUGGUGCAAAGCGUCACCUCACAUCAGUCCCAACAGGCCCAGCCAGUCGAACUGGACCCAUUCGGUGCUGCUCCGUUUCCUUCUAAACAGUAGAUAACUUCUGACGGACUCUUCUUAUUAACUCCUGUUUCAAAGAAAAAAGUAUGAAUAGUUUUAUGAAUUUGAAAGAAAAUUUAUUUGUAUAGCUCUUUAUAUCAUUCAUUCUUACAGGUCAAUCAGCAUAGGUGAUUUUUAAAUAAACCAAAUAGAAAAAGGAAGUAUCUGCACAGGGUAGCAACUCCACGUCUCUUGCACGCAGGAGCAAAGGGAGCGAAAUGGCAAGCUCUAACCUGGGGUUUCAGCUGCAGACGUGAAGGCACAGAAACCCAGGGGACGCGUGUGGGCCCUUUGCAGUCGUGUGGUCCCUGAGAAGGGACUGGGACGCUGCGGCUUUAUGUUUGUAACAGAAUGCCACUUCUGUGUGCGUAUCCGAGGCUCGUUCCAGAAUCCAGCAUUUGAAACUAAGGUGGUUUGUACAUACACAAGUUGCAUUCGUGGAUUUUUUUUUAAGGUCUCUUCUAAUUUCCACAUUGGGGGAAAAAAAAAAUCCACUUCUCAUAAAGAAUGAGAAAGUUAUUAUCUGGAGAGUGCAGAGAUUUUAGUCCUUACACCGUUCUCUACAAGGCGGAGCCAGAGGUCACUGACUGUUGUGCCUAAAACUGUUUCAUUUAAAAAAACAAGUGCCAUUAAUAUGGAAUAUCUAUGUAGACACCUUGAACAAAAACUAAAGAGAGAUA